Messenger RNA from Oldenlandia corymbosa var. corymbosa, 3782 nucleotides. The record is from the annotation of a GenBank genome assembly. Lineage: Eukaryota; Viridiplantae; Streptophyta; Magnoliopsida; Gentianales; Rubiaceae.
GAAAAAGUAUAUCCUAGCAACCAUUUCUUUUUUUCCUCCUUUUCUCCUCACCCUUUCUUUUCUUUUCCAUUGCGCGCCUCAUUUGGUGGCCCUCCUUCCUCCUCCUCUUCCACCUCCCUCCAUUCCUCUGCUACAAACAAAUUAAUCCCAAAUAAUUCCAAUUCCAAUUCCAAAUUCCGCCAGUUUUGAAAUCAUUAACCUUAAACCAGUUUAAAAAACCCACCUUAAAAACACCAAAUCACGUAAUCAUUGGCCCUGUUUUCUUUUUCCUCUCUGUAGGUUACUGUUCUUGAAACGCAUACUUUUGAAGUUUCGGGCUGCUGAAUCUCAAUAGCGCUAGAUAGGAAUCGAUGGAGACUUCAGGUAUAGCUUUGAGAGCUUCGUCUUCAAAAUUCUUCGCGAAUUCUCUGAACCCUUUGAAUUCCAUCCCUAGAAAUCCACAGCCCUGUUUUUCUUUCUUGAAAUCCGCCACCUUCAUCAAAUGCAUUCAGACUUCUUCCAACAUGGACCCCAAUUCUGGUUCAUCUUUGAAACCUACCUCGGAUGGGAAGAAAAUCCCAUCUUUUUCUUGUUCUGCAGUGACUUCUUUCCCUUCUCAUCAGCAGCAGUCGGAUGUCGCAUCUAUUGAUACGAGGAAGAAGAAGCUUCAAAAUCUGAUUUCUGAAAUUCAGGCCCUUAAAGAGCCAAUGGAUCGUGUUAAGCUGGUCGUGAAUUUUGCUUCUCAAUGUCCUCCUAUGGAAAAAUCAUUAAAAACAGCCGAAAACCGGGUGCCGGGUUGCACAGCCCAGGUUUGGUUACAUGUGACUGUGGAUAAUGAUCUUAGGAUGAGGUUUUUAGCUGAUAGUGACUCUGAAAUUACUAAAGGAUUGUGUGCUUGUUUGAUUUCGGUUCUGGACGGCGCCACAGCUGAGGAAGUCUUGGAGUUGAAAACCGAGGAUUUAGGAGGUUUGAGUGUGGCUGGAUUCUAUGGGAAAACUGCCUCUAGAGCCAAUACUUGGCAUAAUGUGUUGUUGAGUAUGCAGAAGAGGACUAAGGCUUUGGUUGCUGAGCGUGAAGGCAGGCCUCGUAGUGAGGCAUUUCCAUCCCUUGUUAUCAGUUCUGAUGGGAUUGAAGCGAAAGGAAGCUAUGCUCUUGCUCAGGCUAUGUUUUUAUCACCUGAAGAGUCAAAAGUUCAAGAAAUUGCCAAUUUGCUCAAGGAAAAGAAAAUUGGUGUUGUUGCACACUUUUACAUGGACCCUGAAGUCCAAGGUGUUCUCACUGCUGCUCAGAAGCUGUGGCCUCACAUCCAUAUAUCUGAUUCCUUGGUAAUGGCCGAUUCAGCUGUCAAUAUGGCGAAAGCUGGAUGCAAAUUUAUUACUGUGCUUGGUGUAGACUUUAUGUCCGAGAAUGUUCGUGCAAUCCUUGAUCAGGCUGGAUUUUCAGAGGUUGGAGUUUACCGGAUGUCAGAUGAAAGGAUUGGUUGCUCAUUGGCUGAUGCUGCAUCUAGUCCCGCAUAUAUGGAUUAUCUUUCUGCCGCUUCCUGUUCUUCUCCGUCUCUCCAUGUGGUUUACAUAAACACUUCUCUGGAGACAAAAGCAUAUUCUCAUGAACUUGUGCCCACAAUAACUUGUACCUCUUCUAAUGUUGUUCAAACAGUAUUACAGGCAUUUGCUGAGGUGCCUAAAUUGAACGUAUGGUAUGGUCCCGAUUCCUACAUGGGUGCGAAUAUUGCAGAACUCUUCCGUCAAAUGACUACAAUGACUGAUGAAGAAAUUGCUGCAGUUCAUCCAAAACAUAAUAGAAGCACAAUCAAAUCUUUGUUGCCUCGCCUUCAUUAUUUUCAGGAUGGAACAUGCAUCGUUCACCACCUCUUUGGACAUGAAGUCGUUCAGAAGAUAAAUGAAUUAUAUUGUGAUGCAUUCUUGACAGCUCACUUUGAGGUCCCCGGUGAGAUGUUCUCCCUCGCAAUGGAAGCUCAGAGACGGGGGAUGGGAGUUGUAGGCUCCACCAAGAAUAUAUUGGAUUUUAUUACGCAAAGGUUGCAAGAAGCAUUAGAAAGAAACAAAGAUGACCACCUUCAGUUUGUAUUGGGUACAGAAUCUGGUAUGGUGACUUCAAUUGUUGCUGCAGUCCGUGAAUUAUUAGGUUCAGUAUCUUCCUCAUCUUCUGGAAAUGCAAAGAUUAGUGUUGAGAUCAUCUUUCCAGUAUCGUCAGAUUCAGUCACAACACAAACUAGCUCAUCGCCUGGCAAAGGCUCAGGCGAUUUUGGGAGUUUGACGGGACUUUCUGUUAUACCCGGUGUUACAAGUGGUGAAGGAUGUUCAAUUCACGGUGGCUGUGCCUCUUGCCCAUAUAUGAAGAUGAAUUCUCUUAACUCACUUCUUAAAGUUUGCCAUAGUCUGCCCAACAAUAAAAGCAAUCUUUUAGCCUACGAAGCUGGUCGUUUCAGUUUGAAAACCCCGAAUGGAAAAUUGAUUGCAGAUGUUGGUUGUGAGCCAAUUCUCCAUAUGAGACACUUUCAGGCUACAAAAACUUUACCGGAGAAAUUAAUUCAUCAAAUCUGUCAUCCUAAUCAAUAAAGAAUCGGCACAAAAAUACGAGCUGAAUCACUGGUAUGAUGGAUGCUAGAAGAAGCAAGAAAUAUCAUCUAUCUGCAACUUCUGGAUGUUCUAGUGCAGAUGGGAAUGAGUCAAUGAAAGCUUUCCUGGCGAUAAAUUUUGUCUGUAGGUUUUCUAAUACAGAAUUUGUGUUGUAUACCAGGUAUUUUCUCUUUUUAUCACGUCCCCUUAAAUUUAAGUUUGAUGAACAGAUUUCAUCAUUAGGUUUUGUAGUGAUUUUACAGGUUAAUUUUGCAAACAAUAUAUUUGAUCGCACACUCUAUAGUCGCAGACUUUCAGUUUUAAUUGCUGUAUGAGGUUAUAAGAGCAAGAACUAGUCUAAAUGAGAGUUUGUGUAAUUUGUUGUGGGAUCUUUGUUCGUUAACUUGAUUCUUUUAGUCAAGUGAAAUCCGCAAGUGAAUAGUGAAGUAUACAUGUUCCUCCAUUUUGCCAGCGUUAUAAUUUUUGAUUAAUGAGAGAAUCAGUUACAGAAUGUACAUAAGCAAUCUCUGCUUGUUUUUCCUCCACAUAUUAAGUUACAAAAUUUUCUUCAAGUAGUUAGACUAACUUACUAGUACGAACUUGACUUAAUAACUCCUACUGAAUUGAGAAGUUAGAUCAAUAAAGAUGUCUUCUCUGCAAGGGAUUGUCAAGCCUCCGGUUGGAUGAUCGUAACCGAAUUCUUCCUCAGCUUGGCUCAGCAAUUCCUGGAAGGAGGGUUGGUUCAAGUAAGCAAUGGGGAUCACAUAUCUUUUCCUCUCGUCAUCACUUUCCCCAACAUAAACCGCGCAAUACCCCUUUGGAACAUCAAAUGGAGAAGCAUUUCUUGAAGUGAAGGAAUUAGCCCGCUUCAAGAGUUGCUUAGCUUGAGUAACACGAGAAAAGCGGAUCGCCAUUUUUACGAAAGAUGAUGAACUUUUUUAAACUGGGAUGAAUGGGAAAGAAUUAAGAAAAGUAGUUGAAGGAUGAAAUAUGUGUUGAAGAACUUGUGUGUGUCGAACUAGUAAGAAGAGAGGAUUAUAUAGAUAGCACAUGGAUAUCAGAGUUUGGUACAAUAUAGCUAUCUUGAUGAGGCUGGAUAACAUGGUUUUGCCUUCCCAACUAAAAAAAAAUUAAAUAAGAAAAAUGAAGCUUGUCUCCUAUGUUGGUCCGAUUGUGUCUGAAUUAUUUUGGCUGCCAUGGCCACCAACCUCAAGUUAAAUUAAU